Messenger RNA from Sesamum indicum (sesame), 2133 nucleotides. NCBI's taxonomy places the organism in Eukaryota, Viridiplantae, Streptophyta, Magnoliopsida, Lamiales, Pedaliaceae. The record is from RefSeq and is a predicted model, not a curated record.
AACAACAAUAAUUUUCACAAACAAAACACACAUACACACACACACACUAUAUUUAUAUAUAUAUAUAUAGAGAGAGAGACAGAGACAGAGACAGAGAGAUGGCUGCAUGGGUUCGAGUCUUGCUGCUGUUUACAUGCUUGCUGCCGGGGAUGGUGGAGUCCGACCUCCGUCGUUAUAAGUUCAAUGUGGUGAUGAGGAACAAAUCAAGAUUGUGCUCGAGCAAGCCAGUAGUGACUGUGAAUGGGCGGUUCCCGGGUCCUAACAUUUACGCUAGGGAAGACGACACUCUGCUCAUCAAAGUCGUCAACCAUGUCAACUACAAUAUCAGCAUCCACUGGCAUGGGAUAAAGCAACUUGGGACAGGUUGGGCAGAUGGACCGGCGUACAUUACACAAUGCCCAAUUCAACCCGGGCAAAGCUACGUGUACAAUUUCACAGUAAACGGGCAGAGGGGCACUUUUCUUUGGCACGCACACAUCCUUUGGCUGAGAGCAACAGUUCACGGCGCCAUCGUCGUCCUGCCCAAGCCCGGCGUUCCUUACCCCUUCCCCAAACCACAUCAAGAGGCCGUCUUCAUAUUAGGUGAAUGGUGGAAAUCAGAUGUUGAAGAUGUGAUAAAUGAGGCCAUGGAUUUGGGGGUGGCACCUAAUGUUUCAGAUGCGCACACAAUCAACGGCCAUCCUGGACCCAUCUCCAGUUGUGUUGGACAAGGAGGGUUCGAUCUGGGUGUGAUGCCCGGGAAAACAUACCUGCUGAGAGUCAUCAACGCUGCACUAAACGAAGAGCUAUUCUUCAAAAUCGCGGGGCAUAAGCUGCGCGUGGUGGAGAUUGAUGCCGCCUAUGUCAAGCCUUUCGACACCGACACCCUUCUGAUAGCUCCCGGCCAAACCACCAACGCCCUUCUCACCGCUGAUCUCCCCAUUGGCAGGUACCAAGUUGUGGCCUCCCCAUUCAUGGACUCCCCCAUCGACAUCGACAACAGAACCGCCACCGCCACCUUGCACUACACAGGCACCCUCCCUUCCACUCCGGCGGUCCUCACUGAUCCGCCCUCGCGCAACGCCACCGCGACAGCCACCAAAUUCGCACACUCCCUCCGCAGCCUGAACUCCGCCGAGUACCCAUGCAGAGUCCCCCGCGAAGUCGACCAUCACUUGCUUUUUGCCAUAGGCCUCGGCCUCAACCGCUGCAGCACCUGCGCCAACGGAUACCGUGUCGUCGCAGACAUAAACAACGUGACGUUCGCCAUGCCCAGCGUCUCCCUCCUCAACGCGCACUUCUUCAACAUCCCCGGAGUCUUCACCGACGAUUUUCCGGGCGACCCGCCUACCCCUUAUGAUUACACGGCGAGACGGGUGGUGAACAUGGGGACGACGACGGGGACGAGGUUGUAUAGAGUGAGGUAUAAUGCUAGCGUACAGGUGGUGUUGCAAGGGACGGGGAUGAUAUUCCCUGAGAACCAUCCGAUUCAUUUGCAUGGUUUCAAUUUCUUUGCGGUGGGAAAGGGAUUGGGGAACUUCGAUUCGGAGAAGGAUACCCGCAGCUUCAAUCUUGAUGAUCCUGUGGAGAGGAACACCAUAGUGGUGCCAUCUGGAGGAUGGGUUGCUAUUCGAUUCAUAGCUGAUAAUCCAGGGGUGUGGUUUUUGCACUGCCACUUAGAAGUACACACUUCAUGGGGACUCAAGAUGGCAUUUAUUGUGGAAAAUGGGAAAGGCCCCAACCAAUCUCUUCUACCACCUCCCAAUGAUUUGCCAAAAUGCUGAAUUUUCACAUCUUAUCUCUCUCUCUCUCUCUCUCUAAAUAUAUAUAUAUGUACGUAUAUAUUAGGGUUCUUGUUAGAGUAUAUUGCUUCAACUGCGGAUGAGAGAAGUGGUAUUUCUGGAGCCCAAUAUAGAACCGGGUCAAACCGGGCCGAAGGAACCAAAGAUGUGCAAAGUUGGCCCAAUUGAUCAUACUUGGAUUGGAGUCUAGAGAGGUAUUUUUGUGUAUUUUACUGUGCAAAACUUACUUGUGUGGAAGUAUUUUCUUUAUUGUUAUGUUUGGAGUGACAGAUUUGGAUUGAAGGAUGUUAAGUCAAUAAAUUAAAUUUAUACCUUGUGACAUGUGAUGCAUUUGAAAUUUAUUUAAGAUGAA